This is a messenger RNA of Trichomycterus rosablanca, 1455 nucleotides long. Its product is annotated as E3 SUMO-protein ligase ZBED1-like. Bases 1 to 1455 code for a protein of 484 amino acids. Lineage: Eukaryota; Metazoa; Chordata; Actinopteri; Siluriformes; Trichomycteridae. The transcript is spliced from 4 exons. The record is from RefSeq and is a predicted model, not a curated record.
AUGAUUAGGCACUACAGAGCCAAGCAUGAAAACAAGCAGGACAACACUGUGGACCGAAAGCAUGAGCUGGAUGAGGCUUUGGUAAAUUUUCUGGUGAGGGAUUCUCAGGCUUUUACCAUUGUGGAUGAUCCAGGCUUCAAGGAGUUUGUGGCAAAGCUUGACCCCACAUACACUCUGCCCUCCAGACAGGCUCUGAAGAAGAUGGUGGAGGAAAAAUAUGAGGAGGAGAAGGCCAAAGCCAAGGCUCAACUGCAGAGUGUGGAGAGAGUGAGCCUGACCUCUGAUAUAUGGACCUCCAUGAAUAUGGAUGCCUAUCUGGCAGUAACUUGUCAUUGUGUCCUGGAUAAUAUGAAGAUGGACACUUUACUUUUAGGAGUGCUGCCUUUCCCCCAAGACCACAGUGCUGAAAACAUUGCAGCUGCUCUGAUGUCUCUGGUAGUGGAGUGGGGACUUGAGGGGAAGGUUCAAUGCCUGGUGACUGAUGCUGCUGCAAACAUGCUCUGCACUGCAAAAAAACUAGCCAUGCGACAUAUUGUUUGCAUUGCACAUGCGUUAAAUUUGGUUGUUAAAAAGUCCCUGGAUCAAACGCCUGGCCUAGAAGAACUGCGUUCAAAGGCACGAAAAGUGGUGACCUAUUUUAGGUCAAGCACUACCGGAAAAGAAAAACUGAAACAUGUGCAACAGCAAAUGAACUGUGCAGUGAUGAAGCUAAUUCAGGAGGUGGAUACACGCUGGAACAGCACCUUUUUGAUGUUGCAGCGCUUGUAUGAUGAGAGACAGACAGUCGGGGCAGCUCUGGCAUCACUUAAGACAGAUGUUCAUCCUCUCUCUUCUGAGGAAUAUGAAACAAUCGCAGCAUGUCUCCAAGUGCUUUCCCCGUUCUAUGCAGCAACUGUGGAACUGUCCCAGGAGAAGAGAGUGUCAGGUUCAAUGGUGAUUCCACUUGUAAAGAUGUUAUUUCAAGCAACCCAGGAAGUAAUACUAAAGACCACAAAUGUAACAGCAACACUUCUUGGACGGAAUAUCACUGCAACCCUCAUAAAUAAGUUUGAUAACCUUGAGAGCUCAACACUCGUGUCACUUGCCACACUGUUGGAUCCAAGAUUUAAAGCCAUUGGAUUUCACAGUCCAGAAAAGGCCCAAAAUGCUGCACGGAAACUUACAGCUGAAUGUGCAGCACUGGUCAGGCAGACACGAGUGGAGACUUUAUCAGAUCAUUCACCUCAACCAGCAACAAGUGCACAAAAUACAUCCUCCUCAGCUUCCAACCUUUGGUCAAGUUUUGAUCGAGAUGCUGCACUGGCAAGAGCUCACAGGAAUCAUACAUCAGAUGCCACAAUUGAAGUUCAGAGAUACUUGUCUGAUCCUCCCUUGCAAAGAUCAGAUGAUCCACUGGCCUACUGGAAUGAGCACAAAAAUCCGGAGAAGUUGUCAGCAAAAAAAGAAAUCGGCUAA